AUGAGUCUCCUUCCCCCGGCUCUGGUCUUCCUCCUUCUUGCCAUUUAUUCCCCUCGGUCCCUUCUUCCAUUUGUCGAGUGCUCGCGGUCGUGUCCGCACCACUGCCUUUGUUACGAGCAUGCGGAGCUGGUGGACUGCCGUGACCGUGGGUUCGUACGCGUCCCUCGAGGCCUCCCACACGGCACCUGGCUGCUGGAACUGGGGGGAAACAACCUGAGCGUGAUCGGCACCCGGGCCUUCAUUGGCCUGUGGUCCUUGCGGGUGCUGGUGCUGACCAACAACCAAAUAGAAGAUAUUGAACCGCAGGCUUUCUUCUCUUUGUCCUUUAUGGAGAAGCUGAUUCUCAGUUGGAACCAGAUAACAAGUCUCCCUGUGGACUUUUCCACGAGUCUGUCUGCUCUCAAAGAGCUGCGACUGGAGCACAACAGCUUACAUUACAUAUCUGGAUUCAGCUUUGAGUAUCUGGACAACCUGGAGAAGUUGGACCUCAGUCAUAACCAGCUGACGUCUAUCAGCCCCGGCGUGCUCAGAGGCCUCUCCAGGCUCAGGCAGCUUUAUCUGCAGAACAACAGACUGACUGUGGUGCAGCAGGGGAGCAUGGACAUGCUGCCCGGACUAGAGGUUCUCCAGCUGAGCAACAACAACAUCUCUGAGAUAGAACCCGAUGCCCUGGCUCCUCUCUACAGUCUGGUGGUUCUCGUUCUGGAGGGAAACAACCUGCAACACCUCAAGUUUAAGACCUUCAUCAGCCUUCACACAACAGCGACACACAUCCAGCUUUCAGGUAACCCGUGGAGCUGCGACUGCGACCUGCACCGCGUCUUCAGCAAGAUCCUGCACGUUCGGCACCUCCACAUCGACGACUACCGCAACGUGACGUGCCAGAGCCCUCCCCAGCUGGCCGGGGCUUCUCUGGCCUGGGUGGACAGCCAGCUCUGCAUCGCCGAGACCGCCACCGUGCUGGUCAUCACCAUCACCGUGUUCGUCACCGUGGUGGCGGCCAUGGUGAUGGCGGAGAGGAACAGGAAGAGGAACCAUGGGAAGAACUGGGACACUGAGUCGCAGACACAAGCUCAGAGUCCUCCAUCUUGA
Molecule: messenger RNA, 1092 nt
Organism: Stegastes partitus (bicolor damselfish)
Lineage: Eukaryota; Metazoa; Chordata; Actinopteri; Pomacentridae
Product: slit homolog 2 protein
Exons: 5
Coding region: 1-1092 (363 amino acids)
Cellular component (GO): plasma membrane
Molecular function (GO): protein binding
Source: RefSeq, a predicted model, not a curated record